Varanus komodoensis (Komodo dragon) is the source of this 8108-nucleotide messenger RNA. It is a transcript of the gene THUMPD1, whose product is annotated as THUMP domain containing 1. Gene Ontology annotation, molecular function: RNA binding. The record is from RefSeq and is a predicted model, not a curated record. Bases 51 to 1208 code for a protein of 385 amino acids. The transcript is spliced from 5 exons. Gene Ontology annotation, biological process: tRNA modification. NCBI's taxonomy places the organism in Eukaryota, Metazoa, Chordata, Lepidosauria, Squamata, Varanidae.
AUGCUUUCUGUAGAAGAUCCGCAGGGUGUGCGUCCCCUCGGCGGGCUCGGAUGACGCCAUCAAGAGGCGACGCCGAAAAGCCCGCUGUCACCCACGCCUUCGCUAAGCUUGGCUGGGGGGCUCUUGUGCGCUUGGGCCGGUCGCUCUCGCCCGCCAGCCCGGUCGCCCUCCCAAUGGCAGCCGCCGAGGCGCCGGUCGCCGCCGACGCUUCUCGCAAGCGGCGGCCGAAAGCGCAGUACAUGCAGCCGGCCAAGCGGGCCCGGCCGGGGGGCCCGCGGCAGCUGGAGCCGGGCAUGUGCGGCAUCCUCAUCACCUGCAACAUGAACGAACGCAAGUGCGUGGCCGAAGCCUACAGCCUGCUGGGCGAGUAUGGCGAGCAGCUCUACGGGCCCGAGCAGUUUGCAGAUCAAGAUGAGGACAGGCUAUCAGGAAAUGAAGAAGAGGACAAGGAAGUGGAGGAAGAUGAUGAUGCUGAAGCUUCUUUGAAAAAGGAGGUGGAUCAGAUUCGCACUUCGUCUGAGCAGAAGCUGCGGCGCUUCCAGUCUGUGGAGAGUGGUGCCAACAAUGUGGUUUUCAUUAGGACGCUGGGUGUAGAACCCGAGAAGCUGGUGCAUCACAUCCUGAAGGACAUGCAUACCACCAAGAAGAAGAAGACCAGGGUCAUCCUGCGCAUGCUGCCUGUUUCUGGCACCUGCAAAGCCUUCGUGGAGGACAUGAAACGCUAUUCGGAGACCUUCCUGGAGCCUUGGUUUAAAAGUCCCCAGAAGGGCACUUUUCAGAUUGUUUACAAGGCUCGCAAUAACAGCCACCUGAGCAGGGUCAAAGUCAUCAAUGAGCUGGCAGGAGUGGUGGGCCAACUCAACCCCGAGAACAAAGUCGACCUGAGUAAUCCCGAGUUCACCAUUGUGGUGGAGAUCAUCAAAAGCAUCUGCUGCCUGAGUGUGGUGAAGGACUACAUUCUGUUCAGGAAGUACAACCUCCAGGAGGUGGUGAAGGGUGGCAAAGCGGAGGGGCCGCCGGGUGCUCUGAGCACAGCCCCUGCGGGAGGCUUGGAAGAGCCUCAGCCCACUGUGGAGAGGGUGGAAAGCCCAAACCAGUGCGAAGAAAAGACAGAGGUGGAAGCCAAACCAGCUGCAGAGAAGGUGGAAAGCCAGAACGAGUGUGAAGAGAAGAAUGAGGCAGAGGCUAGCAACAAUCACAGGGACUAGGGCCUUUAAUGAAAUUGCUGGGGAAAGAAUGUCGAGGACGACUGAAUGUUACACCAGUGGUUCAGUGUGCUCGGUUGUUGUUGUUUUUAAUUGUCUUUUUAAACUUUAUGGCAUGGUUUAGGGAUCUCGCCCCAAGUGCGGGUUGGCUGUUAGGGCCAGGCUUUGGGCUCUGGUGUUCCCUCCUUGUUCUGAAUUGGCUCCAUUUCUCUCCAGUUUCGGGGAGCAAGUGGGGGUGCAUCAGAGCAGCGGGGGCUGCAUGAGCCCAAGGGCAGACUCCAACCACGAAGCCCUGGCUUGGCCGUGCCGUCCGAGCCGUCUUGCUGCAGCGCUCCAAAAACUGGUCACGGUUAAGCUCUGCCGAGAGCACGGCGCCCGAAAUGUGCAGUCGAAGAUGCGAGCACCUUUGAUUUCAGUGAGGCUUAGUCACAGCUUCUGGGUGUGCCUUAGUCAUAAUGCUGUUGGAGGUACUGUUGAAAUCCAGGCACCUGUCGGCACCUGUUGCGUGGUUGUUGGCAGCCAGAUGAUGGAUGUGUGUUCGCCCUUUGCGGUUGCCCCACUUGGUGGGUGUUUGUCUCGCCUCUCCUUGACAUGAGAUGGCGUGUAGUUUUGGACAGCCAAGGCUUCCACCCACAAGCCGAUAAGCUGAUGCCGGCCUUUCGUCAGUUGUGGCCCUCUUUCUGUUGGCAGGGCUUCCAGUUUCUAAACUAUUGCAAAUUCUAAGUAGACUCAAAACUAGCAUCUGGACUAUGAGUGAUUUCAAGUGCGUGCGUGCAGGUGUGUGUGUGUGUGAGAGAGAGAGGGUCUUUUUAUUAACAAAUUUUUUAUUUAAAAUUUGCAUACAAGUUUUCUAUUAAAAGCCCUCUUGAGAACAUGCCCAUUGUGUCAGUAUAGAUCUAACAGCAAGCCAAGUAACAACCUGCCCAGUAAGUGGAGACAGGAAGAAAUUGCUAUGUCUAUUUCUCUUAAUUUCGCAGGGCAGCUCAGGUUGUCUUUUCCUACCAUAGAGUGUGCAGUGUAUUCAGACGACAGUUUUCCAGACAGGUUCCCAGUUUUCCUGAAACAUGUUGCAGAGAUGAGAAAGCAUCCUUUGGGAAAUGGUUCGCAGGCAACCCACAACGUCCCAUGAACUCUGUUCUGCAACUUCCAGGUUAGUGUAGCUUUGGCAAGCUCGGGCUGCUGAUGCAGUGCUAUUCUGGUUCACACUGGUUGGAGUUUCUGCUAAACCCAAGUUCUUCUGGCAUCCUUGUACCAGCAAGCAGUAUGAAGGUGGGGAAUUCUUGCUCAUCACCGAGCUGGAAGUUCCCACCUGCUGCUGCUGCAAGGAAAGAUAAGGUGAAUUUGCUCCAAGGAGUAGCCAGAGAGGGCCGUGGCUUGGUGGCAGGACCUGUGCUUUGCAUACAAGAAGUUCCUGUUUCAGUCCUUGGCAGGAAAAACUCCCACCUGUAACCCUGGAGAGCGGCUGCCAGUCAGUGUUGACCAAACUCGGCUUGAUGGGCUCCAUAAAAGCAGCUUCCAGUGAGCUGACUGGGGGCUUCUGGGACUUGCAAUCCAACACACCUAGAGGGUGCCACAGUGGGGGAGCAAACCCCUUUUCUGAAGGGGGGCAAGAAGGGGCGGGGGCCAGGCAGCAGGCUUGGGACAUACCUACAUGCAGUGUGGUUCACAUCUGUGGAAGGUCUCCUGUCCACCUGCAGGUCUGGGUCUUGGGGGCAGAAGCCAGCACCAGCCCUGUGGGGCCUCUUGCAAAAAGGGUGUGUGGCUAGCACUGUGCUGGGAAUGUCUCCCGCGGUUUUUCCAAGCAGUCUUACUCCGUUGGGUAGGAAAAAUGUUUUUGAAAAGAAAUUCAGAGGAGGAGAAUUUCAGAGGCAUUCUUAAGGACUGUGUUGGGGCUCCUUGUACAUGCUUUUCUGACGCAGCAGCAGCUGAGGGGUGUGUGCGCCGGCCCUUUUUUACCUUGUCUGAUCGUUUGGCUUUCCACUUGUUGGCUAAAGCCCAGAGGAAGACACCCUGUGGGGAUUUCUUCUAUGGCGGAGCGUUUCCAGAAGAAUGCUUCUUCAGGGGGGAACCAAAGGACCAAAGGACAUUCAAAACAAAUUACAAAAAAACAUUUUUCUCAGAAAGGCAGUGAGAUUUUUAUUUUCUUACCCCAACCUGCAAGAAAUAAAAAUGUCAUUCUGAGGAAUUUUCUCCAAAUUAUCUUCAUUUUUUCUUUUUUAAUGGGGACUGGCUUUUCUCUCUCCCGCCCUGUGAAGGCCCGGAGCAGCACUAAAUAUGGGGCAUUGUAGGGGAUACAGAAAAUUGGGGCAGCAUAACCGCAGCUGUUGCCACUUGCGGGGGCAGCACCAAAACCCCCCUGUGCUUUACCCCCUGCCAGUGGCAAGCUCCACCCAUGGGGGAUGUGGAGAAUUUCUCUUCCCAUCGGAGAAUUUGGGGGAAAUUGUCCCGCCGGUUUCUCUGCACGCAGGUAGAGUUGAGAAUUUGGAAGGGGGCAUCAGUGAUCAACCAGAAGGCAGCAUUGCAAGCAAAUGAGGACGGGCACAAGCAGAUACCAAGCUUGGAAGCUUUCUUGUAUGUUACGCAAAUGCUGGUCUCUAAAAGGCAAAGGCAGACUCCAACUGGCAGCUUGAUGCAGUCAAUUACUUCCUUCAGGAGCUUCUGAUUGCAGGAUACAUCAGUCUGCAUGUGAAUAAAUGCAGAACAGGGACUGCAGCCUCUCAGGGUGAAACUGUCCAGUGGAGCUGGAUAAAAUCUUGCUCAAAAGUCACUAAUUAACACUCCUGUUUUAGAGAGGUAAAGAGGUAAAAAUUGAGAGGUAAAAAUUAGCACCAGCCUAUUGACACUCAGAGAACAAGCAUCCAGCAGACCAAAGAAGUCCCCGCUUUCAUUUGAUGUACGGAAAUUCAGGGAACUGGUCUUGCAUAGACAUCGCUGGCAACACAGCGAAAGACGAAGCGGUGUGGCUUUUAGAUUUUGGAUGCAGAAAGGGCAGAGAGAUUGCUGCCCUUGUUGGAUUGCUUACCACAUAGGGAAGGAAGGAAAUGGCCACUUGGCUGGAUUCUAAUGGCAGCGUCUCCUUUCUCCUCAAGGCAAAAUACUGCUGUUUGCACUGAUUAUCUGGAAAACAGCAAACGCAGGGGCCUUGGUGAAUAAGGGUGACAGGCCCUGCUCUGUCUUUAGGCAAAGUGGCUGCCUCAAGGAUGGAGUGGCAGCACUGUGUUGGUCCUGUCUUGGAAGAUCCGUAAACAGUAAGUGCCAUUAUGUGUUUACCUUCCAUGCUGGUCUCCAAAACUAACGGACCUUUUUGGCUGGAAGUACAGAGUGGGAAGAGAGCUUGGAGGUGAUCCAGCCGAACCUUUUGCUCAUUUCUGAGUCCGCACUGUAGAUGCAUGUAAUUCCUGUAUGUCCAAAUAAACUAUAAAUGUUAUUUUGACUGUACACCCCCGGCAGGCUCUCAAAGGAUUUUUUUCACUCUUGCCAGAGUGUUUUGCACUUCAGCUGCCAUCCACCCCAGCCAACACGCUCGGGGAUGCUGGGAUGGGGACCCCAAGUUGAGAAUGGCUGCUUCAGUUGCAAGAGCCUACUGAGAAAUGAGCUGAAACCAAAGCACAGGGCUGAAAUACAGAUCGGAACAACCAUAGCUGUGUGUUGAACAGGGAGGGUGCCGCAUCUUGUCACUCACCUAGAGUGACCAUAUGUCUUGAGGAACCCCUGAUAUUGCUAUUACUGGUGUCACUAAGGUGGCGUCAGCAGGAAAAUGUACCUUCCGCGUGUCACUAAGGCAGGUGGCCUCCUGGGAACUCCGUGACAGUGAAGGCACGCUGCUGUUCCCACAGCAAGACUUAUGUCUUCUCCAUGUCAUACAGAGAGUGUGAUGGAAAGGCCAUGAAUGGGGCGGAUCUCUCUGUCCCACACAGCUGCUGUGCUCUUUCUCGUGAAGGAGAGUUGAACAGGAACAGGGUAAGGGCACGGAUCCUGUGCCUUGGCCAGUGGUAAUUAAAUGCUUAGCCAUGGUAGAAGUCCUUCUAAAGCACCAGUGUGUUGGGCUGGCCAGAUCCACCUGCGGGGCGGCAACUGGCAGUGUUUCUUCUGGGAACUGCUGUUUUCUUGUUGCUUAAUCCCUCCAUCAGUACCUUGGCUGAAAGGCAAUAGGCUGAAUUCAACAGGUACAUAGGAUUGCAGCCUGUUUCUGUGUACCUCCACCUGCCCCUGCAGGCUUGGAGCAGGCUUCCUGUGAGGUGUGCUUCUUUGCAGGGUGUGGCUGGGAAAGCCUUUCUGGGCAGGAAGGGACAAUCUGUUAUUUCUAUGCAUAAAAGAGGAUGUCUCUCUGUGUGUCUCUAGGAUUGUGUAACCGUAACCCCCGAAACUUGGCAUGCAUACUAAAGGGAUUGCAGUAGUGCACUCCUCUGAGUGACUGGGGCUUUUUUAAUAUGCACCACCUCAUUGGAAUUAAUUUGAAUGUCUCAGUGUGUUAAACGCCUGCAGUUCUGAUGUCGGCCACAAGGUGGCAAACUGUCUUAGUCUACAGCCGCAGGAUGGUAUUCCAAGGGACAAAGUUACAUGGCAGCGCCCCCUGUUGAGGGAAUGGAGUAGGGUGAACGGCUCCUGAUGGGGCUGAAGGAGUGCAUCUCGCAGGCCUAUGUUAGCAUAGUGGCAAAGGCAAUGCCAGUACAUAUACAAAGUCUUUGUUAUGAAACAGAUUAAGCCAUGCUGAUCCAAAGGAGGAAUCUCAAAGUCCGGUUAGGUGAUACCUUUAUUAGAACUGUCCAGUCAGACUGACCCCCUCCUUUCUAGCCCCUCCAAUGGCAGCCAUUGAAUCUACUCUAAUGUACCUGGCUGAAACUGGUAGUGUUUGGUAAAGGUUGCCUUCCUGUAUCUCAAUAUUCCACUUGAUCGCCUUGCUUUGGUCAGCCCCAAAUCAGACCAUUUAAUGCAGUCAAAAUCAUAACAUCCCCCCUGUACUGAAUUACAUCAUUUGUACCUCGUGGGCCAAGUAUUUUGAUCCUGGUUCUUGGAGCAGAAAUAGAUCAGGGCUUUAAGAUGUAGGGUUUCUUACGUGCUUUGGGCUGCAUUUGAGCAUCUGUAGGUUGGGGGACUGGAAGAGGGCACCUCUGAUCUUCCUCCAAAACAACCUUUGGAGAAACCAUCUGAACAGAACAACAUGUCUGCCUGAGCUCCUUGUUUCCCAAACCAAGCUUGGGGUUAGGAGGCCAAAGGGGACGCAAGGAUGGCAUCAGUGCCACAGAGUUGGAGUUGGAUCGAUGGAGUUGUUUGGAUUCUCUGAUCCAGGUUCUUUCUCGAGGGACUAGGAAGGCUCCAACAGCCACAGCUCGGCCAUUUCCACCCACUCCUGGUAUGCAUCUUGUGUCUGCUGCCUAGGAUUAGUUCUCAUUAGGCUGCCUUUGGGAGGCCCCCUCACCUUAGGGCAGGGGUGUCAAACCUCAGCCUGGCAGGCCAAGCCUAGCCUAGCCUAGCAGGGGUCCCAGUGGCCCCACCCCUUCCCUGGAUCCCACCCCUUUCCCCCAACCACUGAUCAUGUGAUGCUUUCCUGGUAUUGGCAUGCUUAUCCCUAUCUCAGAGGGUGAAAUCUCUCUCUCCUAGCUUAGUUGCAGAAAGUGAGAGCUUUAAGGUUACCACAUUCUGGAAUGUUGUAAUAACUAGCUGCAUGCCCCUUUGGCUUUUUCAUUUUUGCCCCAACGGGAAUCCAGCCCCUUGCAAGAACCUUUCUGAAACUGAAUUUGGGGCUUGGGCUGAAAUAAUUUUUACACCCUUGUCUUACAGGUCCCCCCCCCCCCGAAUUCUUCCUUUUUUUGGUACAUCUGCAAAUUUUAGCAUUCCCCUAAGCCUGCUGGUGUUUCCCGUGUGUGUGGUAUUUCGGCUGAACAAGGAACAGUGCUUGGAGAUCUGACAGAAUCUUUAGCAUAUAUGUUGAUGUGAGGCUGUGAGCUAUUCUUUCAGGCUUGAUCUGUGACAAUCAAAUGAGUUAAUGCUUGGUAGCCACAACAGGGCAAUGAAACUUGGAGGAACCAUGAAAUCCGAUAAGCACACAGAGCAAUAGUUCAUUCUCAUCAAUGGGAUCAUUAUGCCGAGUGAUAGUCCGCUUCUGAUGAGCUCCAGGGCAUCGUUAGACCUUCUCCCACUCUUUCUUUCUCAGCACCUUCCUUUGGACUUUCCCGGAAAUUGUCUUGGGCAGAUUUUGAACAAACUCUAUCUAAUUGGAAAGGAGAAGAAGGAAAAAGCGGCUGAGUACAUCAGCUUUGAUUGGAAAUUGCAUUCAUUCACUGAGAGAGAAUAUGGUAUUUCAUGAAGGAUAAGGGACAUUUGGGAGACGGGUGGCUACUUGUUGGUUUCCUGCUCACUGCAAGCCUGGAAUUCAUGGUUUUUGUUUUCUGCAGUCUUUCCCAUUCUAAAAGGUGAACAUUCCUCUUCUAAUGCUUAAUGACUGGCAGUGAGAGCUUGGAGCUAAAACAAACUGAUUUGGGGGGAAUUUUGGACCCCGUUUCUUUUGUCUCUGACUCUGCCCCUUUUGCCAGUGGUUUCCCCAUCCAGCACUGUCAUGUGAAUUCAGCCCUCGGGCUGAAAGAAGUUCAACAUUUCUACAGUGAAGCAUCUCCUCUUCUUCCUCAGCACCCAAGAACUUUUGUCCUGCAAAGCUUUCUUAGAGUAUCUUGAAGUCUAACCAAAAAUUAGUAAUGGAACUGCUCCCUGAUCUACAAAUAUCCAGGUCUCUGGAACACCUACGUCUUGACCCUGAAUUCCCAUUGCGAUCCAUUGGUGUCACUUCAAACAACUGCUAAGCUGAAAGUAUCUUCUCCAUUUCCCCCUCCAUUCUCAUUCAAUUUGGGGGGGAAAUGCUAAUUUCGAUACGAUGCCAAUUUUUACAUUAAAAUUUGAUGAAAUAGC